AGGCCGGCCCGGCUUGCCCGGGCGGUGCCGAAAACCGUGGCGGUGGGCCUGCCGUCAGGAGGUGGUAGGGCUGCUUCGGCCCCCCAGCUUCGCCUGGCGUCCUUACGCGUUCAGCCGAUUUCCUUUUGGUGCCUUUCUUCCAGACCCCCCUGAGGAAGACGAACGCUCUCAUUGCGCAGAUGGGAGUAACCUUCGUCAACGCGUAUGUUCCCAGUGCGCUUUGCUGUCCCAGUCGAGCUAGCAUUUUAACAGGAAAAUAUCCACAUAAUCAUCAUGUUGUCAAUAACACUCUGGAAGGAAACUGUAGCAGCAAGUUAUGGCAGAAGAUUCAAGAACCAUACACCUUCCCAGCGCUGCUCAAAACUAUGUGUGGUUAUCAAACGUUCUUUGCUGGAAAGUAUUUGAAUGAGUACGGAGCAGAGGAUGCAGGAGGAGUAGGUCAUGUCCCUCCUGGAUGGAGUUUUUGGUAUGCUUUGGAAAAAAAUUCAAAGUACUACAACUAUACUCUUUCAGUAAAUGGCAAAGCACGAAGGCAUGGUGAGAACUACAGUGUAGAUUAUCUGACAGAUGUACUGGCCAACAUGUCAUUGGACUUCUUGGAGUAUAAAUCUAAUUUUGAACCUUUCUUUAUGAUGAUCUCAACCCCAGCACCACACUCCCCUUGGACAGCUGCUCCACAGUAUAAGAAGAGCUUUCAGAAUGUCAGUGCACCAAGGAACAGCAAUUUUAAUAUUCAUGGAAAGAACAAGCACUGGUUAAUUCGACAAGCAAAGACUCCAAUGACUAACUCUUCAAUACAGUUUCUUGAUGACGCUUAUAGAAAGCGGUGGCAAACUCUGCUGUCAGUAGAUGAUCUGAUAGAGAAACUAGUGAAGAAACUGGAACUGAAUGGAGAAUUGGACAACACGUACAUCUUUUACACAUCAGACAAUGGCUACCACACUGGCCAGUUUUCUUUGCCCAUAGACAAACGGCAGCUGUAUGAGUUUGAUAUCAAAGUUCCAUUGCUAGUUCGAGGACCAGGGAUAAAACCAAAUCAGACAAACAAGAUGCUUGUUGCAAAUAUUGACUUGGGUCCCACUAUUCUGGAUAUCGCAGGGUAUGACUUGAACAAGACCCAGAUGGAUGGGAUGUCACUGUUGCCGCUGUUGACAGGAGACAAAAAUGUGACAUGGAGAUCGGACUUCUUGGUGGAGUACCAAGGAGAAGGAUACAAUGGCAGUGAUCCUACCUGUCCUGGCCUAGGACCUGGAGUCACACACUGCUUCCCAGACUGUGUCUGUGAAGAUUCCUAUAACAACACAUAUGCUUGUGUAAGGACACUGUCAACUUCCUGGGAUCUGCAGUACUGUGAAUUUGAUGACCGGGAGGUGUUUGUGGAAGUGUAUAACUUGACUGCAGAUCCACACCAGAUCAAUAACAUUGCUAAAACAAUUGAUCAAGAAAUUCUAGAAAAGAUGAACUAUCGAUUAAUGAUGCUGCAGUCCUGUUCAGGAGCAACUUGCCGUACACCAGGUGUCUUCGAUCCUGGGUACAGGUUUGACCCGAGGCUCAUGUUCAGCAAUCACGGUGUCCGGGCUCGGAGGUUUUCUGCACAGUCCUUGAAAGGCACUUAAGAGCCUCUUGCAGUAUCUCCUUCUGACCAGUUUCUCCAGUGACUGCAGCAGGUCUGUCUCUAACUCUUGUGGAUCACAGCUGGAAGACUUUUAAUGGGCUAUUCCAACCCUGUUUGGAAGAAAAACCCUUGUCUUUAGCUGGUUGCCUUGUGCAAUAUGUAUAUUUUUACAGCUGAACUGUAACUCUAAAUCGUUAGACACAGCUAAUCUGUCUUGCUCAGAGAGUUGAUUACCACCUUUGUCUUUCAAGUACCUUUUCCUAUCACAGGCACAGAGGUGAAUCUAUGCCUAUGAAUCUGAACAGUUUAUUUUGUUCUAAAAAUCAAUAAAUGCAUAUUUGAGUCAGGUUAGAUAGGCAGGUGCUAUUGCACAGUAAUGCUCACCCAUAUUCAGUGUCACAGACUUUCUUAAAAGCUACAGUUAAUUAUAGGUUUCCUGUAUCAAGCUCAAAGCUGUUAAUGGCAAUAGCAAACCAGCCCAAAACAGUGUAGGAAGGCAUUAGUCAAAACUGUAGGAUCUGACUAGCAAGUGUCUUAUGCAGAAUUAAAAUCCAUACGCUAAAUACUCUCUUUCAAUGAGACCACUUCAGAUGAAACCAAUGAAUUUUGUAGGACAGCUUUGGUAGCUUGCAGACAAGAAUGUAAUUUCAACCUCCUUCUAGUUUGAAAUGCUAGAAUGGGUUACUAUGUACUACUGAAAAAAUUCUUAGGGCUUAAUAUAGGCUUCCUAGUGAGUUAAACGAAAGAGUGUUGAGACUAACAAGUAUUCAAAUAAGCGUGCCUGUGUUUUCAGCUAACUAUUAAGACUGUUUUAACAUGUGAACAGAAGUAAUACUAAGGAAAAAAAAUCCACAAAAAAACCAAACCAGGGCACCAUGGUAGAGUUGAUCUGUCUCUAACCUCCAAAUGUCUUGAAUUAUCUAACAUGUUGAUUAGAUUCUUGAAGGUAAAUUAUUUUGAAAGCAAACUAGCUAAAAAUAAAUAAAUCAUUGCUUGCUAAAGUUAGGCUAAGAGGGCUAUUUUAGGCAGUUUAAGUGCUUCAUAGUGUUGCUUUUUGACUGAGACAUAAUUAUUCAGAACCUGCAGUAAGUGGCCUUCGCACCAAAGGACUGCAUGUCAGAGGCCUGACUGCAGAUGUUACCACUUGGUUCCCCUUUGGAAGGGUGAUGUUGUCUUUUUAACCUGGUCUGAAAUGCAGCUGUCACUUGCACCCAAACUUGAGUAUCUUUCUAAAUCUUGAAGAACACCCAAACUUGCAUGAGCAUGUAACUUCUACAUAUUCAUUGGCAAAACACCUUCUAGAAGCACUGAAUUGUGUCUCUUGCAAGACAAGUUCAUGUUGCUUGUGUGCAAAUCAGCUGUGUUAUCCAGGUGAGAUAAUCGUUCCCUUGUCAAACAAACUGUGGCACAACUGUUUAGUUUUCAGUUAGUUACUUCAGAUCUUUUACCCAAAUAGAGAGCAUGAUGAUUUCAACUUCUGUCAUGUAAAACCUUCUACUAAGUAAUCAUUGAGUAGGCGACAAAGUAUGACCCUUUCAAAACUGUGAAGGUACAUGCCCCAGGGCACAGAUCCACAAACUGGAUGCAGGCAAUGCUACAGAAAGAUAAGUUGAACUUCCUUGGCUUUUAAUUCUGAAGCACAGAAGUUGUCCUUCAUGUAGCUUAGAGUUGCAAACUUCUGUGGUGGUCUACAGGUUAGAUUUUACAGAGCUUUUGUCUCAAAUCUAACUCAUUGUUUCAAAUCUCUAGAGCGACCAAAUAUUUGGAGAAGAAAAAUUGCUUGAAAGGUAACUAACUUCCACUGAAGCAUCUGUAUAAAUGCAGAGGUUUUGGGAUAUUCAAACUACUUACUUUCAAAUACUCAGGACUGUUUGGGGUUUUUUUUUCCGCUACAACUGUAGCUUUAUCCUGGUUUUUGUUUCUCAAGCCUUAGUAUUGCCCAUCAAUAUCCUUCAGAUUCUGUUUUGUCUUUAAAAACAAAACCAAAGUUGUUUUCAUGCUCUCAAGCAUUUUCUUGCACACUGAGCUAAACCUAGAGUUCAUUUAUCUAGUGUUUUGCUCAGAUAAUUCUAGCAACUUAGACUUGUUCUUUGUUUAAACUUCUUCUUGGUAGCUGUGUGGAGGCUAGAGUGAAAUACAUGGAUUGCUGCACAUCAAACCCUCAACAGUUCUAUCAAAUCUACAUCAUAUGUCAAGUUUCUAUUUAAGUUUCAGUGCAAGUAAUGUGUGUUACAUUGCUGCUUAAUACAAAAAACUUUGUUAUGGUACAGAUGUCUAACACUAUCUUUUUUUAAAGUGAUCUUAAGCCAUAAAAAGGAAACUUUCUUUGAAUGAUUUACUUUUUGCCUAAUAACUAACAUGAAAGAUGAGUGAAUUGAUACAGAUUGUUCAGUCAGUGUGACCAGAUGUUUUACACAAAUUAACACUUGCUAUCUGCAUGCACCUGUAAAGCAUUUUGUAAGGAGGCUCAGUAACUUACACCCUCUUGGUCAGAGAACCACACCAUACCUGACAUCUGUCAUGGGUAGUAAAUGGUGUAUUAAAGUGAAAUUCAGAAUUAAAUUAGUCCUUACUUAACCAGAACAGUGCUUCAGGAAGAUACCUGCUUCACUCCCACUUUUGAUGAAGUUGUAAGAACUGUUCAGCAAAAGCAUGUAGCUGAAGGGAGAACAGGACCCAAGAGCUGCCUGCCUUCCAUGGCUUUUAGAGGAGUUUGUUACUUGUCUGGUGUCUAUUUCCACAAAGCAGUUAAUUCUGAGUAUUUUUACAACCUUGAAUGAAUAGUGUUAAUUAUCCUUGAUGAUUAAAAAACCACUAUGAAGGAAUUUUGACUCUUCUCCAGACCUAAUUCCCAACCAAGUGAUUUUAAAACUAAAUGGUCUUCCUGGAUAUUUCAUUUCAUAUGCUAUUUGACCAUGGCUGUAUCUGUACCUUGAUACUGAAGGCAUUCAUGUUAAGUGAAAGGGCCUUGCCAGUACACAGUUCUAAACGAAAGGGCCUGACCAGUACAGACUUGGGUUUAGGUAAAAUGUGAUUUU
Messenger RNA from Haliaeetus leucocephalus (bald eagle), 4653 nucleotides. It is a transcript of the gene GNS, whose product is annotated as glucosamine (N-acetyl)-6-sulfatase. The record is from RefSeq and is a predicted model, not a curated record. Gene Ontology annotation, molecular function: N-acetylglucosamine-6-sulfatase activity; glycosaminoglycan binding. The coding region runs from base 180 to 1616 and encodes 478 amino acids. NCBI's taxonomy places the organism in Eukaryota, Metazoa, Chordata, Aves, Accipitriformes, Accipitridae. The transcript has 13 exons. Gene Ontology annotation, biological process: glycosaminoglycan metabolic process.